This is a messenger RNA of Struthio camelus australis, 3062 nucleotides long. Lineage: Eukaryota; Metazoa; Chordata; Aves; Struthioniformes; Struthionidae. The record is from RefSeq and is a predicted model, not a curated record.
CAGAAAAAGACGGGGAGUCUCUUCCAACACUUUCUGAGAAAAACGUGCAGGAAGCUAUUGACAAUUAUGCUUGGUAUAGAAACGUGGAGAAAUAUGGAGAUUCCACACAACGAAGAAUAUAAAUUGACCUAAACUGUUGUUUAGAGGGUUUGAACUGUUUGUGUUGUGGAUUUGCAUAUUUUUAGAGCAUAGUGAAGGGGAACCAAUUAGCCUGGAAGUGAAACAGUUUCAUCACUUCCUAGUGAUCAUACGACACCCACAGGCUUGAAAAAUUCUUGGUCUGGAAUAAACAGCUAUACUACUGGUUUGUCUACUGAAAGAAGUUCGCUUUACUCUUGGAGGGAUGAUGAAUUUGAUAAGGCCAACACACAGAGAGUGCAUCAUUUAUUCUGGGACAUCGAUGAAAUGCUGUUUGAAGGAAAAGUGACCUCUCAAACUCAGAGCCUGCAAGCGGAAUGUGCAGACUGGGUUGAACGAUCUCUUCAUCUAAGGAUUCUAGGAAAGCAGCUCCUAUUACCAAAGGAUGAAGGCGUUCAGCAUUUUCAGAGCAGGAGAGAGAGCUCUUUGGAUACUAAAGUUUUACCUGGCCUCCACGAAUAUACUACUGAUAUAAAAGAGCUCUGCAUUUCAGGUUCUAAAUUGAUUCCCGCAGUGUCUCCAGUGCGUAUAUCAGUAGAUUCCAGUUCCGCUAGGAUUUCUGCCUCCAACUCUUCCAUGUAUUCAUUCCUGGAAGAAGAAAUCUAUGAUGUGGAUGGAAGGAUAGAAGAGUAUCUUGCCUUUGACAACAAGGAGCUCGAUGAUGAGAGUUUGGAACAAAAGAAAACGCAUCUUGCUGAGAAGAGGAGGAAACAUGGCAUUCCCCCUGUGUCUCCUAAUGCCUGUAUCAAAGAUGCUGUAGCUUCUGAAGUAUUUGAUCAUAUGUGGAGGAAUAUAAUUGAAAUAUUGGAGGAGCUGAUUAAAAAAAAUUGGGAAACUAAUAUCACAGAGUGUGACAAACAGGUGGAAAAACUGAAAGCUGUUACAGCUAAACUGUCACAUUUGCCAGUUGUUCGUGUUACAGCAGAUGUUGGGAGUAUGCCUCUUUCCAGAGGCUCUGAAGCACGAAGCAUGCCUUAUGGUCCCCCUUUUGUUCCAUCACAGGUUCACCGUUUCUCCAGCAACUUCUGUAGUGAUUUGAACGGUGUCAUGACAAUUCAGGCAAAACCGCUGCAACAGAGGCAUGUGGCCACAGGAGAAAAAACACGGAAUGAGCAAGAAGACAAACUACAUAGUAUUGGCUCCAAUGCGCCAAACUCAGUGCGCACUAAAUUGAGGAGAAUUACUGAUAACAGUGUUCUCUCAUCAUCUCGGGUACUGCUGACAUCUUCUAGGAAGCUACCAAGCCUUUGUAGGUUACCUUCUCUCACUUCUGACCAACCCUCCUCAAAAGCUCCUAAUAUGUACAAUGAUGAAAUCCUUAGGGGGACUAAAUUGGGUGCCAGUUUGGAUCGUUUAUCUUCUGCUCAUGCACGUACAACUCGGAACAAGUUACCACCAAUAAACUCAGGGGCUGUUGAACAAUAUCUUUCAGUACCUCGAUUGCAACAGAGCUCUCAUAGAGGACGUUACGCUUAUAGCAGAGUUUCAAGUGCAGUACCUGGCAGUACGGAGCAACGGCCACUCAGAGAACGAACUGUUUUUAUCGAUCAAUUUUCAAGGCCCAACACAACGCAUACAUUCAGGGCAGACGCACUUCAGAAAAGAUCACUGACUCCCAUGGAUUUUGCUAACUGCAUGUGGACAGGUGAAAGAAUUUUAACAGGCUCACAGCACUACUACAAAUCCUUUCAGAGACAUCCUUCAACCUUGAGGAAGAGAUUUCAGGUUGCUUCUUAACUCAGCUUUAGAAAAAAAGAAAAUCCCUGCACUGAAGUGCCAAAGUACUUACUUUGCCAGCUAUCAUCUUGUGUAGUAAAGAACACAUGCAGUAUGUUAGUUUCUGAGCUUUGUGAUCCUCAGAAUGCCAGUAUUACCUUUUUUGAAAGUUGCCUGAGCAAGUUUAGAUAAAAAUUAGAGCAAAAUGAAAUAAAUGGUUGAAAUCCCCAAACUGCAGGUCUCUGCUCUCUUUGCAAAGUCAAGACGCUGCUCCUCUACUUCUUUCUCAGGCAUUCCUCCUUUUCCGUCUUUCCUCUGGGAAAUGUUAUUCCACCUAAAGAAGCAAAUGACUGACGUUUAGGUUGUGACAUCCUGUUCCCACUCUUUCAUGUUUCCUCAGUGCUCUGUCCAAACAUCAGUAAUGUAUAAAAUUCACGCUUUUUUUGCAGUUUGCUGCAUCUCAUCUUUAACUCCUGUUUUAACAUUUCUCCCUUUUUUAAUGUCUCUAUUAUUGCAAUUGCUCUCUUCUAAAUAACAUCUGGUCCUACCUUUUCUUCUUCUUUUAAUCCUUUUAAGAUGGUGUUUGUUAUUGCAUCUAAUUAAGCUGUUCUCUUUGUCAGUGGGGGUAAACUGGGAUAAACUUUGCUUUACGAAGCAAUGAUUUUGCUGUUAGGCCAAACUUGUUUGUAGAUUCCGAACUGUUGAACCUGCAUGCUGACAGGUCAGUAAGAAGGUUCCUACUUCCUGAGAUUUCUUAUAAAAUGUUGCUUGUUACUGUAGAAAUCAAUCAUGUUUUUUUGUACCUGAUCCUUCAGAGCUUUAACAUGAAAAAAUUUACUUUACUUGGUGAAAGCAUUAUUUAAUACUUCCAUGUGUGUAGACCCAAAUGGGGAGAUCAAGGAGGAGACUGGGAUUGUGUUCUGUCUGGGGGUCACAGCCAAGUUCACGUCCCAGUGCAUUAAUGCUAUGUGUGUACACAGUCAGGCAUUCUUCCUUCCAUCAGAGAGCGUACAGCUUGGAUAGAUGUGGUAGUAGAACUGCUGAAGAGGUAAAAGAGGAAGAGAAAAACUUAAUUAUUUGCCCAGGUUUUGCAGUUAAGAACAGAAUCAAUUCCUUCCACUUGGGAACUAAUGCCAGUUCUCCUCCCUUCUCUUGAAAUGUUCCAGGAUUGGUAAUCUAAGGUAAAGUAUUUGUAAUACAUAUUUUGU